Molecule: messenger RNA, 1754 nt
Organism: Dermatophagoides farinae (American house dust mite)
Lineage: Eukaryota; Metazoa; Arthropoda; Arachnida; Sarcoptiformes; Pyroglyphidae
Biological process (GO): negative regulation of DNA-templated transcription; regulation of transcription by RNA polymerase II; vesicle fusion
Cellular component (GO): late endosome membrane; ER to Golgi transport vesicle membrane; transcription regulator complex
Molecular function (GO): transcription corepressor activity; SNAP receptor activity; SNARE binding
Source: RefSeq, a predicted model, not a curated record
AAUUGUCUUCAAUUGUAUAUUUCAUCAUUGUUUUGAUUGAUUGAAAUUUUUGAAAUCUAAAACAAAACAAAAAAAAAUGUUUGCCAAUGAAAAUUUUACCGCUGCUCAUCGAAUCGUUGAUGAAAUACAAGAUUCAUUGUUUCGACGAUUAGAAUCAUGUAAGGAUUCCGUACAAGCACAAGCAAUUGAAGGUGCUAUCGAUGAACGGUUGAAAUCAUUGGAACAAUAUGUGGAUAGAAUUGAAAUUUCCGUUAAUAAAACAUCAGGAUCGCAAAGGAAUACGAUGAAAUUGAAAUUGGAUCAAUUAAAAUAUGAUCAUAAACACCUGUUAAGUUCAUUCCGUACAUUACAUCAACGAAGAUUACAUCGUGAACGUGAACACCGUGAACGUGAAGAAUUACUUACAAGACGUUUUACAACGAAUGCUGAAUUACGUUCACAAAAUAAUGAUACACAAAUUGAUCUUGGUGUUCAAGAAUAUUUUGAUCAAGAACACAAUAAACUUGGUGGUUUUAAUCGUCAUGUUGAUGAAAUGAUCACAACCGGUUCUACUGUAUUAUCAACACUUCGACAACAACGAUCAAUGUUGAAAAAUACAAGAAAAAAUCUUCUCGAUACAUUGAACAGUAUUGGUUUAUCGAAUUCAGUAAUGCGUUUGAUUGAAAAACGACAUAUUGGUGAUAAAUUCGUUCUAUUUGGUGUUCGAGAAUUCAUCGAUCUGGCAAAAGAAGUGGCCAACAUGAAUGAAGAACAAGCAUUGGGUUUUUUGACGGCAUUAGAUUUUCAAUUAAAAGAAUGUACACAAAUAUUGAGCCAAAUGUCAUUUGCACCACAACCAAUGGAUUAUGCUGAACGUGCACAUAUUGAACGUUUCAUUUUCACUGAACAUAAAUUAGAUAUGAUCAAAAUUAUGAUCAAUGAUGAUGAUAUUGUCAAUAAAUUAUUCUAUCUAUAUUAUACUAAACAAAAUCGUCCACCAAGUGUUUCCGAGGUGUUGAUGAUUAAUCGUGAAGAAGAUACAACUAUUUUCGAUCUAAUUAAUGAUCAAAUUGAAUGCAAUCGAAAUGUGGACAAUAAUAAUUGCUUAGAUUUGGCCACAAUUAUUGGCGAAUGUUAUCAACAAAAAACGGAGAAUCCAAAAUUCGAUAUAACACGAUUAGAAUGUUUCCAGGAACGUCGUGAACAAAUCAAUGAAUUACGGCGACAAACACAACAAUUACAGCAACGAAAUUUAAUUGAAACUUGUAAAUUACGAAAAAAUAGUAUGGAUUAUUUGAAAUUUUUACAUUUCCUCAAAAAGUGUAAAAGUAAUUCCAAAUGGAACAUUUAUGAAGUAAUCAUCCUAUUGGCUAUUAUGGAUUUUAUUCGUCCAAAAUUUGAUGCAUUUAUAUUUUCAAAAAUAUUGCAAACAAAAACACCUGAACAAUGUCAACGAUUUUAUCAAAAACAUUUUGCUUUUCUAAAACAAGCAUCCACAAUUACCGUACCAAAUGAUCGUAUUGAAGCCAUACGAAUGUAUAUGCAAUUACCAGAAUUACAGCAUACAGCAUUGUUGUCUAGACCAGCAGCAGCAGCACAAAAUAUGUCAAGAAUGAAAUCAAAUUCAUUGUUUAAAAAAAUAACAGAUAAAUAUCAAGUUUAACAAGUUGUCAAUGACAAAUCGACAUUCCACGAAAGAUAACGAUGUUUUUUUGUUGUUGGAAAAAAACAACAUGUGUUGACCACUUGACAUCGACAACAACAACAACAACAAC